Molecule: messenger RNA, 3138 nt
Organism: Maylandia zebra (zebra mbuna)
Lineage: Eukaryota; Metazoa; Chordata; Actinopteri; Cichliformes; Cichlidae
Gene: trib3
Product: tribbles pseudokinase 3
Biological process (GO): regulation of MAP kinase activity; positive regulation of proteasomal ubiquitin-dependent protein catabolic process; protein phosphorylation
Cellular component (GO): nucleus
Molecular function (GO): protein kinase activity; mitogen-activated protein kinase kinase binding; ATP binding
Source: RefSeq, a predicted model, not a curated record
GACACCGGGGGAAGAAAUAUCGAAACCAAACAGAGCCGAAGUCCCUCUGAGUCCGCUCAGCAGUCCGGCUGAAAGUUCUGAACUGCAGCAGGAUCCGUGGAGACCGGAGGGGAUCUUAUCCGGACCGGGGUCGUUUUAAUGAGACCCGCCGAUAGACGGAUAAACGGACAGACAGGAGGACCCGAGGACUCGCUUUGUUCACUUUAUCUCCGGAUAUUCACACAGAGAAGGACUCAAAACUUUCUCUUCUCUAUUUCUUUUUCACACAUAAGUUUUGCCGAUUUGCUUUCUUUCUGCUGCUUUUUCAUUGAAACCAAAGAAGUCGCUCAGAAACCGCCAGCUGACUGACGACAGGUUGCGCAACCUAGACAAUAAGAAGCAAACAAAGACGUCACCACCAGUUCUCCCAGUUGCUGGUCCCAGUUGUUUUUAUGUCUACACCGAUUUCUGCUGCAAAGACAGACAGAAGCCAGCACCUAAACGCCGACUCUACUGGAUUUCUACUAAAUCUACUGGCUUCCUGUUGACCUGCAGUCCGGACCAGUCUGCCUCAAGAUGAGCGCCAGCGUGUCUACAACCAGAUCUCAGCUGUGUCUUAAGAGGCUUCUGGACCAGCCUCAAGUCGAUUCACUGAAAUGUAAACGAGCCCGUCUGGCUCCACCCCCUACCUCUACUGGGAUAUCACCCUGCCUGAGACCCACAAGCCCCGCCCCCACAUCCAACUCGAGCCAGUCUUCAUCAAGAGUUGGGUCAUAUUUCCUCUUUGAACGGUGUGAGAGGGAAGAGACCUACAGGGCUGUGCAUGUGCACACACAGCAGCAGUACACCUGUCAGGUGCUCCCACUGCGUGGAUACCAGGAGCGGUUGGCGGCCUAUGACCGGAUUGGUAAACAUGAAAACAUCUGCGCUCUGCAGGACGUUGUAAUUGGCCAAAACAAGGUGUAUGUCUUCCUGCCUGGUCACCACGGUGACAUGCAUGCGUAUGUGCGCAACAGGAAACGCCUGAACGAGGAGGAGGCGGGGCUUUUGUUCGCCCAGAUGCUGAAUGCUGUCAUGCACUGUCAUGACCACGGAGUCGUUCUGAGAGACCUGAAGCUCCGCAGAUUCGUCUUCAUCGACAAAUACAGGACUCGUCUGGCACUACUCGGACUCGAUGACUGCGUGCUCCUGCAUGGUAACAACGACGAUGACUCUCUAACAGACAGACAUGGCUGUCCUGCCUACGUUGGCCCUGAGCUCCUGACCAAUGGGAAUGGGUCGUACUCAGGCCGUGCCGCAGACAUCUGGAGCCUGGGCGUGUCUCUGUACACAAUGCUGAUUGGCCGAUACCCUUUUCAGGACACGCAGCCUGCUGCGCUGUUUGCUAAGAUACGCCGUGGAGCAUUUAGCCUGCCCGAUUGGAUGUCGCCAGAGGCCAAGUGUCUGAUUGGCUGCAUGCUAAGGAAAUCUCCCACUGAGAGACUGACGGCAUCUGAGCUGCCGAUGCACCCGUGGCUUACCAAACCUCGCAUGCCACACAGCAACAUGCACAAGAUACAUCACAGCUCCCACACAACACUACAGAAUAAACAAGAGGACAAUGACCAAGUGGUGCCAAUAUGGACUGAGACAAAUUAAAAGACAUCUCUAUUUCCUUGUGAGGACCUGAACUGCUAUACUGAAUCCCUGCAGCCUAAACCUGAUUCACACUUCAGGUGUAAAACCUAAUCUGGACUAUAAAAACAGCGUCUUCGGGAUGUGUGGCUCCGUCCUCACACUCAAAACUCCAAAGAGGUCUUCACAGAUAUAGACACAUUAAAAGCACAGCCGCACUACAGAGACAGUCUAAUCCUGGAUUACUUGACCCUUAUGUGCCUUCUUUCUCUACCUGUGUCUCAGUUCAAGCCCGGCCUCUUUUAGGUGGCAGGGCCUCCAAAGGUGGUUUUCUUUCUCAAAUUUUCCUUACAGUGGACUCCCAGCAGUCACUUGUUCCAGCAGUAACAGACACAAAUGAGAACUAAUGGUGUGUUCAGGUGCACAUCCUCAACAAGUGCAGUGGAGAAUAUCCUACAUCCCAAUCUGCCCAACUAACAUGUACUUGAGCAAUAUGAUUAAGCAACUGUCAUCUACUAGACUGCCCCUCAUUAACUGAAGGUUUGAACAGCAGAUGGGUGUGGCUUCUGUGCUCAGUGCUAUCAAAGCUGUAUAUUAGGCAUACCUCACUGACAUCACAUAGAGCCAAGUACUGCAAUAAAUUGCUAAAAUAGUGUUUAAAGGAAGGUUAUGUAUACAUAUGUUGACCUUGUUAUUUGAAAAUGUUAAAGGUUUAGCAUUAUAUUUUUAUAUAUAACAAUAAGGCAUAAUAGGUCCCCUUUAAGGGCAAAAAAAUGUACUUGAGUGUGUUGAGAAUUGCCCUGAACGCACCUUUAUAUUUAAAACUGUGGACUCAAAAGGAGGUGGAGCUUAAAAUGGGACAUAGCUUUUUUGUUUCAGUGUUUACAAUGCUGAUUUCCUUCUGUGAUUGUGAGAAAGAUCAAACACAUCUUUCUGAAAAACAUUAGGAACCAGAUUAUACGGUAAUUGUUUUUAAUAUAAAAAAUGGCAUUGAAAAGGAAUACAGCUUCAGCUAUCAGUGUUCUCAUCCAUUUUUACACAAGCAGAGAGCAGCCAUGGUUGAUAAAAUAUUUUUCAGAUCUUAGCAGACCUUAAAAUCAAAAUUUCAUUGGGUAAUUUAAUAUAAUUGUUUUUUGUGGACUUAUAAAAAAAAUCCUGUAUCUCAUAAUAAUCUCCACAAAUUAUUUAUAUUUUGAUACAAACUUAUAAACUGUUUUCUCAUGUUUGACAUUUAUUUGUGAAUGAAUAACAACUGUUUAUUCUGGGACACAUCUUAUUCUCUCACAAUGUCACUGAGCAAUUUAAUUUGGGAAUAACAGGAUAAAGGAGAAGCAACAUUUGUUGACUCAUUAAGAAAAUAAUGAAGUGAUGAUCUUGAGAUAAUGGAAUACGAUUAAUCAUCACUUACUGGUCUUGUGUGUCUAUUGAGGAUGAUAAUAAUUAGAAACAAACCUCAACUCAGACAAUAAGCUGCUUCCUGGUAUGCUGUAUGAUUCUGGUCCAACUUACAGAUGACGAGAAAAAAAAUAAAGGUUUUGAAAAAUG